This is a messenger RNA of Cyclopterus lumpus (lumpfish), 2258 nucleotides long. RefSeq names its product gastrula zinc finger protein XlCGF57.1-like. Gene Ontology annotation, molecular function: RNA polymerase II cis-regulatory region sequence-specific DNA binding; DNA-binding transcription factor activity, RNA polymerase II-specific. The coding region runs from base 360 to 1790 and encodes 476 amino acids. Gene Ontology annotation, biological process: regulation of transcription by RNA polymerase II. The record is from RefSeq and is a predicted model, not a curated record. The transcript has 3 exons. Lineage: Eukaryota; Metazoa; Chordata; Actinopteri; Perciformes; Cyclopteridae.
CGGCAGCUGACCCGGAUGUUCCUCCAUUAGCAACAUGGCGGCCGCCGUCAGCAGCAACAUUGUCGUCUCGUUGUUGCGUUGCUAAAGUGUCAGUUAGCUCCUUCAGUCCUGAUCCAGCAGAGUCUCUGUAUGUCUGGAUAAACCUCUGAAUGGACUUCUAGAGGUUCACCUUUGUUUCUGGAUGUUGUUCCUCGGACUCAUCUCCCGGUAGCCUACAAAGAUAUUCAAGUUAGCUUAGCAUGCUAACAGACCGACGGGGACGGAAGUCAGCAACACAGCGCUAGUCCCAGUUUAAAGGAGAGCAAACGGGCUUUGUGACGGAGUUUGUGUGGAGGAAACGUUUCUGUCGUUGUGUGAAGAUGUCUAAAGUCCAAAUGCUGAGAUGUUUAGUCAACCAGCGACUAACUGCGGCUGCGCAAGAGAUAUUUGGGCUGUUUGAAAGAACCAUAGCAGAGUACGAGGAGGAACUUUGUAGUUCCAGAGAGGAGAACGAGCGACACCGGAAACGACUGGACGCUGUGUUCAACCCGGAAGUCCGGAAUCAAAGAGCAGACCUCCAGCAGCUGUUGGUGGUUCAAGAAGAGGUUCCCCCUGAGCAGCAGGACUGGAUCUCCAGUCUAGACCAGGAGGACCCAGAGCCCCCCCACAUUAAAGAGGACCAAGAGGACCCAGAGCCCCCCCACAUUAAAGAGGACCAGGAGGACCCAGAGUCCCCACACAUUAAAGAGGAACAGGAGGACCUCUGGACCAGUCAGGAUGGAGAGCAGCUUCAAGGUCUGGAGGAGGCUGGUAUCAAGUUCUCAUUCACUCCUCUGAAGAGUGAAGAUGAAGAAGAGGAAGCUCAGUCUUCUCAGCUUCAUCAAAGACAAACUGAACACAUGGAAACAGAAGCUGAUGGAGAGGACUGUGGAGGACCAGAACCAGACAGGAAGUCAGAUCCACAUAGACCUACAGAACCAGAUAUUGAUGAGAAGACUGGAGACUCUUCUGAACCUGAGACUGAUGACUGUGAUGAUUGGAAGGAAACCAGAGAACCUCAGUCAGGUUUAAACUCUCUGAAUAAUGAGGAAUUUUAUGUCAGUGAUUCACAAUUUAGUUCUGGAGAGAAACCAUUAAGCUGCUCUGAAUGUGGGGAAAGAUUUCACAUGAAGGAAGGUUUGAAGAAACACAUGAGAAUCCACGCAACAGAGAAACCUUUCAGCUGUUCAGUCUGUAAGAAAUCUUUUAAACACAGUGCAAGUGUACAGAGACACAUGGUAAUCCACACGGGAGAGAAACCGUUCAGCUGCUCCGUCUGUAAAACAUCUUUUACACGGAGUGGAAAUUUACACAGACACAUGUUAACUCACACAGGAGAGAAACUUUUCAGUUGCUCAGUCUGUAAAAAAUAUUUUACACACAGGGGAAAUUUGCAGAGACACAUGUUAACUCACACAGGAGAGAAACCUUUCAGCUGCUCAUAUUGUGGUAAAGAUUUUACACGGAGGGGACAUUUAGAGGUACACAUGUUAACUCACACAGGAGAAAAACCUUUCAGCUGCUCAGAUUGUGGUAAAGGUUUCACUGUCAGGGGAAGCCUGAAGAAACACAUGCUAAUCCACACAGGUGUGAAACCGUUCAGCUGCUCAGUCUGUAAUAAAUCCUUUUUACAGCAAUCAUCUUUGCAGACACACAUGCUAAUCCACACAGGAGAGAAACCAUAUCGCUGCUCAGAGUGUGAUGAAACAUUUCUGUGCAAUGGACAACUGAAGGUGCACAUGGUAAGUCACACAGGAGAGAACUCCCUUUAGUGGUUUUGAUAAAGUUGACAUUAAUUCCACUCCCUCACUUGUAAAUAAGACCUUGAGGUACUGGAUCUCCCUCGCUUGGGGUAGUGACUCACCUCCAACUGGGAGGAGUCUAUCCACCGAUCUCCUUCAGAGAACCAUGGCCUCAGACUCAGAGGUCCUGACUCAUCCUGACUGCUGCCCACUGGGCUGACAGAGCGUGGUCACGGUCCUAAGCAGGAGAAACUCUGAACAAGUCAUAAAAACCCAGUAACCACUACGAAGCGAUCUCCAGUACGAGGCUAUUAUCUGGCAGAGGUCACCUUGUUUGUUUUGUUUAACUUUAACUGUCCUGUUAACUUGUCAUUGGGUAUUUUAUGGACCUCCGAGUCCCGUAUGUUUGUAAUUGUAUAAAACAUUUUGUGUUGAUCUCUAAUAUUAUUGACUUUGAUCAGUAUUGUUAAGAUAAAUAAACUCUGUUUGAGUUUUAAA